UCGAAUGUUUACCGAGCAGGCAUAGAGUGGUGGUGAGGAAAGUGACAGUCACUGGAGCCUUGGUGUAUGGUGAAACACAGGUGAUUUCAGCUUCCACGGUUGCAUUUUACAGCGGAAUGUUCACUCGAAGGGGGCAUGGAGACGUCAAGAAAUCUACACAGAAAGUUCUGGACCCAAAGAAGGAUGUACUGACCCGGCUCAAACACCUCCGGUCACUGUUAGAUAUCAUUGACAAGAGUGAACUGAAGGCAUUCUUCGAAAGCAACUGUUCUCAGAUUUAUUUUAUCUUCUAUGAAAAUUUCAUUACACUGGAAAGCAACUUAAAACAAAAAGGGAACAAAUCUCAAAGGGAGGAGCUGGACUCUAUCCUCUUUAUUUUUGAAAAAAUUCUACAACACCUGCCUGAGAAGAUCUACAACCGAUGGCAGUUUCACAGUAUAGGUUCUAUUCUGAAAAAGCUUCUACACACUGGAAAUUCAUUCAAGAUCCGCUGUGAGGGGAUUCGUCUCUUCCUGCUGUGGCUGCAGGCCCUGAGGGACAACUGUGCUGAGGAGCAGUUCCUUAUCUUUGCCUGUCUGGUGCCAGGUUUCCCUGCUGUGCCCUCCACCAGAGGGCCCUGUACCCUCGACACCAUCAUUUACAACCCUUUCUCCAACCCUCCUGAUGCUAAGGUGGUGCCUGAGGAGAUUACCCCGCUGGUUCCGGCUGUUGUGGGAGAAAAGGUUGCAGAUGACCAGACCUGUUACAUCCUUGAAACCCUGCUCAAGUACAUGGUCAUCCAGGCAUCCAGUUUAGAAUGGAGGAACAAAGAGAACCAGGACACUGGCUUCAGGUUUCUCUUCAGCCUGUUCAAGAAGUACUACCUUCCACAUCUAUUCCCCUCCUUCACCAAGCUUACAAAUCUCUACAAGCCUUUAUUAGACCUCCCCCACCACAGACCAAAACCCUUGUAUGUGCCAGUGACGCGGAACAAUGAGAGCACCUUCUGCACCAGGGACCAGUACCUGGCACCCCGAGUGGCCUUCAUCACCUGGCUUGUCACCUUCUUCCUGGAGAAGAAGUAUGUCAGCAGUGCUGCUGUGGCGCAGAGCGCCAAGAAUGGCACAGAGGUCAUUCCCAAACUCAUCCAGACUGUCACUGCAGGCAGUAGCAGCCAGGAGAAGGAGAAGGAUAAGACAUCAGAUGGGGAUCCGAACGGGCCUGCAGGGGAGCCUGAGAAGAGCCACUCCAACAGCAGCACGCUGUCAGAUCGACGGCACAGUGAUUCCAGCUUGUGUAGCAUCGAGGAGGAGCACCGCUAUGUCUAUGACAUGGUGCAUGCCAUCCUGCUGUCCACCAGAGACAAUGUGAAUUUUGUCAACGAGGUCUUCCACCAGGCCUUCCUGCUGCCAUCUUGCGAGGCAUCAGCAACCAGGAAGGUGAUCAAAGUAUACAGGAAGUGGAUACUGCAGGAGAAGCCCAGCUUCAUGACAGAGCCUGAGACAACUACACAGGAAGAUGAGGUUGAUCAACGCUCUGAACAGAUACUCAGCACAGAGACUAACAGCAUGCACACACAGAUGAUAGAGAGUCACGGCCACAGACGGUCAUCCAGCUGGGGGAGGACUUAUUCAUUCAGCAGCGCCAUCAGUCGCGGCUUUCUCACAGAGGAGCAGAACAGGGAUGUCAAGGCUGGUAUCCAGCCCACACUACAGGUGUUCCUGACCAACUCAUCCAAUGUUUUCCUGCUGGAGCCAUGCCAGGAUGUAGCUAAACUCCUGGAUAACCAGGUGGAGGUGUGCAAGGGUGUUCUCAGCAUCUACCGGCACAUGAUCAUGGAGCACACGAUGAAUACACAGACAUGGGAGCAGAUGCUGCAGGUACUGCUAAGAGUCACUGAGGCAGUGAUGAAGAGGCCACAGGAAAACCAAAGAAAAGACAACUUUGCUGAAAGUUUAGCAUCUAUACUUUUUAGGACCAUCAUUGUGGCGUGGGUGCGAGCCAACCUGUGCGUAUUUAUUUCCCGGGAGCUAUGGGACGAGCUGCUGGCAGUGCUGUCCUCUCUUACCUGCUGGGAGGAGCUGGUGACAGAGUGGGCCAGCAUCAUGGACUCGCUGACGGCUGUCCUGGCACGCUCGGUUUAUGGCCUGGACAUGGCCAGCCUGCCUCUGGACAAACUCAGCGAACAGAAGGAGAAGAAGCAGCGAGGACGUGGUGUGAUCCAGGACUCUCAGAAGGCAGCGGCAGUGGCACGUUCCUUCUCACUGAGCUGGAGGAACCAAGGGGAGCAGAGCGGGCCGGGAGUUCAGGAACCCAUGAGGAUUCGCUCCGCCACUACGUCAGGAGCUCCUGGUGUUGAGAAGGCCCGUAACAACGUCCGACAGAAGGCCUCCGCUAAGCGAAGCCAGUCCAUCAGCAACUGUGUUCAUCUGUACGAGGCUUUGCCCACUGCUAAAAGCGUUCCUAUGCUGCUCCACACUGUGAGCUCUUUCUUGCCUGGUAUCUCUUCUGGUAACUCUGCUUGCUCUCACAGACUCUCAGAUGUGGAAGAGUGUCAGCUGUCAGAAUGUGGGUUAGAGGAGGAGCUUGGAGGCGGGGAUAGCCCUCUGCCACGUAGCAGCAGCACCUCCGACAUCACCCAACAACUGUCUGACACUUUGCCAGCCCAGAAGAGAGAGUACUCCCCUACUUCCUGUGGCUCUGAAAGCAGGACAUCUGAGGGGAGGAGAGAGAGCAGUGAGCCACCAGUGAUCCUCAUCCGGCAGAGCAGCAGUCCCGCUGAGACAGAGUGCAAUGCUGAGGGACACACGAACCACACAAGACCCAAGCUCAGAGAGAAAAGUGAGAGUAUAAGCAGUGAGACGUCCAACGGCUACCUCAAUGAAGCUGAGGUCACCUGGCAGGCUUUUGAUGAGGAAGCUGACACUCAGUCCACACAAUCAGCCCACAUGGAUGUGACAACUGACCCCCAGAGCCAGGGGAGUCUGCUGCUCAGCCAUAAUGAGGCUCUCGCAGGUCCUGAUUGUGCCCACCCUCCCCACUCUGCACCCCCGUCCUACCACCACCACCACCACCACCACCACUACCACUACCCCCAGAACCCGCCCGCCUCACCAGCCCUGGUGGUGCACACAGAGUGCCCACGGGAGUGCCCCCUGGAUGACAACAUGCAUCAGUCUGUCUUACACAUGCCACACCACUUGGACAGUAGUGAGUGUCUGGCUGAUGACGUGAGCAUAAUUGCGGGUGGGACCCUGACCGGUUGGCAUGCUGAUUCAGCCUUCGUCCUGUGGAGGAGGAUUUUGGGUAUCCUGGGAGAUGUCAACAACAUCCGCUGCCCAAAAAUCCAUGCCAAGGUCUUCUCCUGCCUUUAUGAUCUCUGGCACAAGCUGGCCAAGAUCCGGGACAAUCUCGGGAUCAGUGUGGACAACCAGUCUUCUCCACCCCAGCCUGCCUUCAUCCCUCCUCUUCGAAUGUUGGCCUCCUGGCUCUUUAGGGCCACCAUGCUACCAGCUGAGUAUAAGGCUGGCAAGCUGCAGGCCUACAAGCUGAUCUGUGAGAUGAUGACCAGGCACCAGGAUGUGCUCCCCAACAGUGAUUUCUUGGUGCACCUCUACCACAUCAUGCACAAGGGCAUCACCAGCAAUGACCAGGAUAUUUUGAACACCAUCAUCCGCUCCUGCUCUCCUCGUUUUUUCUUGCUUGGCCUGCCGGGCUUCACCAUGCUCAUCGGAGAUUUCAUCACUGCUGCUGCCUGCGUUCUCAGCUCUGACUCAUCGGAGGCUCCAAGGAUGGAGGCUCAGACAAUCCUGGGCUCCCUUGUGUGUUUCCCCAACCUUUACCUCCAGAUUCCUGUACUACAGAAUGUGCCUGGCUCUGAUGACAUCAUUGUAAGCAACGAGGAUAUCAAGGAUUAUCUGGUCAACAUCCUGCUAGAGACGGCAACAAAGGAACACUGUGAAGGAGCCAGGUGCAUUGCUGUGUGCAGUCUGGGUCUGUGGGUUUGUGAGGAGCUGACGCAGAAGAACAUCCACCACCAGGUCAAAGAUGCCAUCAAUGUUCUGGGAGUAACACUAAAGUUUGGAAACAAAGCAGUGGCUCAAGUGGCCUGUGACGUAUUUCAGCUGCUCAUCUCUCACUGGGAACAUCUCCAGAAGUUGGAGCCCACUCUACCUAAGAAAAUCAUUGAGAUCUUUGUGGCCACAAUAGCCUUUUUGUUGCCAAGCGCCGAGCACUCAACAGUGGAAGCAGACAAAAAGCUGAUGGUAUCACUGCUGCUCUGCCUGUUGGACUGGUGCAUGGCCGUUCCUCUGAGUCUGCUGCUGGAACCCAUCACCAUGCCUUCGCUGGAAGACCGCACAUCCCACAAGGCCCCGUUGCUGGACUACAUCUACAGGGUGCUGCACUGCUGCGUGUCCGGCUCCAACCUGCACACCCAACAGAGCCACUACCUCCUCAGCUUGUCAGACUUGUCCACUGACUAUGACCUCAUGUUGGGUCAGGUAAAGAGCUUCGAGCCACCACCUUACCAGACAACCACCACGGACUUCGGCAACCUACUCACCGUAGCUGAGGAAAAGCGACGUCGGAACAUGGAGCUGAUUCCGCUGACAGCGCGGAUGGUCAUGACACACCUAGUGAACCAUCUUGGCCAUCAUCCACUUAGCGGUGGCCCAGCCCUUCUCCACAGCCUCGUGAGCGAGAACCACGACAACCCGUACGUGGAGUCAUCCGAGCUGUCCUCCGAGGUCUUCAAAAGCCCCAACCUGCAGCUGUUUGUCUUCAAUGAUAGCACACUGGUGUCCUACCUACAGAUACCUUCGGAGACACCCACUGUGGGACAGCCGCCCCAGCCUUCAUCCCAAGUGCGUGUCAUCGUCCGGGACAUCUCUGGCAAAUACUCGUGGGAUGGAGCAAUGCUCUACUGCACCACCCAGGAAGACUCUGUUGAUGUGGGAGUUUUUAAUGCAGUUGACCGCCCUCUUUCUGCUACCACUACUGUUACUCACAGCAGAAACCAGCCCAGCUCUCCAACAAAGGGACCGUACAAAAAUCACUGCUCAGCCUCGGACUCUCUCUCUGACUGCUGCGAGGAGGACGAGGUUGAUAUUCUGGAUACACUUUUGGAAGACCUGGGCCACAGCAGCCCAGAAUGUCUGCCCCAGCCACAACUCAGGCUCAACCAGCCAGCCCCUUCACCCCAUGGCAUGAACCUAGAGCAAGAGAACGCCAUACUGGAGGCCAUUCUGCGUCAGACUCAGCAGGAAGACGAGCAAGUGAGGAGGUGGGAUGCUGAUGUAAGCUUUCGGGCCGCCUGCCAGAGGGAACCCUCCCACCAGGAACCAAAGGCUCCUUUCUACUUCUGUCGGCUGCUACUUAAUGACCUUGGCAUGAACUCUUGGGACCGCAGGAAAAGUUUCCAUUUGUUGAAGAAAAACUCCAAACUCUUAAGGGAACUGAAGAACUUGGAUUCCAGGCAGUGUCGAGAGACACACAAGAUUGCCGUGUUCUACAUUGGAGAGGGCCAAGAGGACAAGUGCUCCAUCUUGUCAAACAGCGCAGGCAGCCAGGCAUAUGAAGACUUUGUGUCUGGACUGGGAUGGGAGGUGGACCUGGCCACACACUGUGGUUUUAUGGGUGGCCUCCAGAGGAAUGGCAGCACGGGUCUUACAGCUCCUUACUAUGCUACCUCUACUGUGGAAGCUAUCUUCCACGUCUCCACUCGUAUGCCAUCUGAUUCUGAUGACUCCCUCACCAAAAAGCUGCGUCACCUGGGAAAUGACGAGGUGCACAUAGUGUGGUCAGAGCACUCCAGGGACUACCGUCGUGGCAUCAUCCCAACCGACUUUGGAGACGUGCUGAUUAUCAUCUACCCAAUGAAGAAUCACAUGUUCUUCAUCCAGAUCAUGAAGAAACCACAGGUUCCUUUCUUUGGGCCUCUGUUUAAUGGCGCCAUCAUCACUGGGACGCUGCUGCCGAGCUUGGUGCGGGCCACCUGUAUCAAUGCCAGCAGAGCUGUCAAGUCCCGGCUGACUCUCUACCAGAGCUUCUAUGAGGAGCGAGCGCUCUACCUAGAGGCCAUUGUUCAGAACCACAGAGAGGUCAUGACCUUCGAAGACUUUGCCUCACAGGUCUUCUCCCCCUCACCUGGCUAUCCAAUGAGUGGAACAGGCUCCUUCACCGGCAGCGCGAUCACCGACGCCGGAAGCACCGCAGCAACGACGGACACCGUCGACCAGGUUUCUCCCACAAUGCCCCGUGCCACAAAGAACCGAGUUUCCGGGAAACUCCGCCGAUCAGCCAGCGCUAUAAGCAAAUCCUCCAACUGAGCUCUCCAACCUGUCCCCCUUUCCUUCCCCUCCGAGCACAGCCUUUAAUCUUUUCUCGAAGAACCUCACACACCCAGCCGUGACUGCAAGUUUUUUCUUUUUUGCCGUGUAUUUUGUUUUAUUUUGUGUCAUAUAAACAUGUAACUGGAGCAUAUUGCAAUUUUUAAUUUAAGUGGCAAUCAUUGAUUUUGUUGAUACAUUUCCAUUUGUCGUGGUGUUUAACUGCUUAAUCAAGCUGGACGUGUGACUAAGCUAUUUAUGUUCACCCUGGUGGUUUCAGCUUACGAAUCAGCAGCAUAGGAAGACUUGACUGAGAAGUCUUAAACUAACCUGUGAUUAAAAAAUGUCGUUUUUAUUCUCGUUCUCUGGCGCGGUGUCGAUGCACUAGAGGAAUAAUACGUUCUUACUAUAGUAAGGGAAUGGGAGACUGCUUCACCCUGUUUCUAUAUCUCAUCUAUCUCAACACUUCAUGUGACAAAGCACUGAAUGACACAGCUGUAAAUGGCAUCCUGCUAAAACUGCACAAGAGAUUGGUAUCCAUUUAUAAACGUGUCUGCCUUUUACCUCCUCCUGCACCUGCCACAACCUUUCUGUGUCAACGAUAACCACUUCAGUUGGAUGGCGCUGUCGUCCUGCUCGCUAGCACCCGUUUUGGACCAUCUCCGUACACUGAAAAAGGAGAAAAGACUGAUGCAUGGGGAACGCCUCCCCAGAAUGAUUUGUACACACUGCACUACUACACAGACGUCCUGAGCAUUAAGUCCCUGCAGUGCGUGCAGUCCAAGGCUUUUUUUAAUUGUUUUGAACCCAGAAUGGACAAUCAAUGACGUCUUUCUAACUUGAGCUGAGCAGAAUUUUUUUUUUUUUUUUUUUUUUUAAUCACUCUAAUUUUCCUUUUUAAAUGAAUUCCGAUGGAUUGUGUCAUGAUUUGAUUUAUGCAACUCUGCUGGAAUGAGAAAAGACUGCGUUUGUAAUUGUUUUCUGAUGUUGUUAACAUAGGCUCAUGUCCGGUAAUUGAAUAAGUUCCUCCUGUCUCUUUCCUCUGCUAUCAGUUUCCCCUGUGAAGCUAAGACAUCGACAUUCCAAUGUUCCCGACCAACUUUUUUUUCUCUCUUUUGCACUCACUGUCAUUGAUUUAACUUGCAUUGAAUGUUUCUCUUUGUUCUUUGGAUGCAAAUUGCUUUAAAUUUUAUUUUUGCUGUUUUUUCGAUGUACAUAGAAAGGACUAUGUGAUGAAUUAUUUUUGUUGUUGUGUUGUAUUCAUGUGCUGUUUAGAGGAAAAAUACCGCCAGAGCCUCAGGUGAAUCUUAACUCCAUGCACUGGUGUGUGUGUGUGUGUGUGUGUGUGUGUGUGUGUGUGUGUGUGUGUGUGUGUGUGUGUGUGUGUGUUUGCGUGUGUGUGAGUGUGUGUGAGUUUCGGAGGGAGCUUCUCACAGUGCCUGUGUAAUGUCUGUCCACUAAGAUGCUGUCCAACACCACCUCCACUCCCAAUAAUCAGAUUUUAGUUUCUCCUCGUCAUAGCCUGAGACAAACCAUGGACACCCUGCAUCACAUCUCCCUCGUUAGCGGUCUAGAACAAAGUGUUUUCCUCCCCUGUGUCUCUAAAGGUCAGCGUCUUGUGCUACCCACAACAAAAACAACGACAGAUGGAUUUGGAAUUGUGCAGUUUCUCUGUUUAGUCUUUAUUACAGUGCUGCUCCGUCUUUAUCUGUGAAUGGACUCAAGUGGCACCGACUCCUCCUCUUUCCCAUGAUCCUCUCCCCAUGUCGCCUCUGAGGCCACGGGAGGGAUGGAGGGGGUGAGGGGGGUUCUGGGUUUAGGUGGCAUGCCAGAGCUAAACUCUAACAGCCCUCCUAGCAACAGCCAGGCCAGCGCUCUCACUUCUUCUGCGACCUGCCUGCUUAUAGGGUUGUCAUGGUAGCCAGGUGUUCCCCACACACACACAAUACACUCACACCCUCUGAGGGCUCCACCCAAGCUGCAACACUAUCCCCAUCUGUUGCACUAUAUGCCUUACUUUCCCCCCCAUGUUCUCCUGUCAUCUCUCUCCCCUCUCUCACAUGUCGCCUCCUUUUGUUUGUUCAUUCCCCGAGCAGAAAAUGGGGAAUCCAAACAGCGGGAGUAUUGAUGGAUCCAUUUUUUUCUUUGUGCUUUUGUUUUUUUGAAGAAUGUAUGAUAUAUAUAUAGGCCUGGAUCACAUCUAUGGUUUUUAUUCCCUCCCUCCCCUCAAAGCCACUUGAAGGAACCGCCCAGGAUGCUGAUCUAAAGAUUGUAGGCUAUAGAUGAUGUCUGUUUAAAAGGGGACUGUGCUCCCCCUUUGGUGGUGUAGUCGCUGGAGAUGUUAGUUCGGACCAAGAUAAGGAUUGUGUGUCUUAUAUACGUGAAGAAAAUGAGCUCGUGUUAGCCCUAGUAAUUUUUUUUCUUUUUCUUUUCUUCUCGUUUUAGAAAUCCUUGUACAUUGUGUCAAAUUUGAGGGCUUUGAGUGCCCUCUGAAUAUAAAUAUAUUAAUGCCUGUAAUAUAAUCUUUGUAUAAGAGAAAGAGGAAAAAAAGCUUGAAGAUUUCAUCAUGACUUGUCAACAUAUCAAACUGUUUUUAACGACCGAAGCCCUGCUAUCUUUAUUAGAAAUGUGAAAAUUGAAACAUUUCAUUAAAUCAAUUUGAAAUUCUACA
Messenger RNA from Epinephelus moara (kelp grouper), 8979 nucleotides. RefSeq names its product Ral GTPase activating protein catalytic subunit alpha 2 (gene ralgapa2). Gene Ontology annotation, molecular function: GTPase activator activity. Gene Ontology annotation, cellular component: nucleus; cytoplasm. Lineage: Eukaryota; Metazoa; Chordata; Actinopteri; Perciformes; Serranidae. The transcript has 41 exons. Gene Ontology annotation, biological process: regulation of small GTPase mediated signal transduction; positive regulation of GTPase activity. The coding region runs from base 117 to 6308 and encodes 2063 amino acids. The record is from RefSeq and is a predicted model, not a curated record.